CAGGAGAAACUCUCUCACUCGUUGGUGUUCGGCUGAAGUGCUGCUGCUUCUUUGAUGGACGCUCAGACCAAAUCAGGGAAAGUUUACCUGCAACCCCACAAACCUGGAAAAAAAUGGAAGCCGGUGUGGUUGUCUCUGACGCCCCCCAGCAGCAGUGGAGUGGGCCGACUGGAGAUCCAGGAUAUGGGAGGGGGCGAUCUCGCCACUGGGGUCAGAAAACACGGGGAUCGGAGGGUGAAGGUGGUCCGACUGUCUGAGUUGAUCAGCGUCCUCAGACUCCCCCCGAACGCUGAGGCCUGCCCCAUGGAGAACAUGUGGGCGUUCUGCGUGGAGACUCAGGACAGGACCAUGGUGUUCGCCGCACUCAGAGACGACUGUGCCGACUGGGUGGACAAACUGUGCCAAAGCACGUUUCAGAAAGGAGGCCGUCCACGCUCCAAUCAGCCCCAAAUGGAGGAGAACCAGAUAUACGUCUCAGUAGAAGAAGCCUCUGAGUUCUGGGUGGCGAUUCAGAGGACGGAGGCAGCGACCCGCUGCGGCCUGCAGGGGGCGUACUGGCUGCAGGUGGGACGGGAGGCGCUGCUUCUGAAAGAAACCCAGAAGAAGAAGGUUGUUCACGAGUGGGCGUACGAACUCCUGAGGCGAUACGGGAAUGAUAAGCUGACCCUAACCAUCGAAGCCGGGCGGCGCUGCGACUCCGGUCCUGGAGCGUUCAUCUUUGAGACGCCGCAGGCUGAGAAGAUAUUCGCCCUGAUUCAGAGCACCAUCAAACUGAAGACUUCAUCGACCAACCAAAACCCAGAGGGAGAGAAGGUUGCGGUAACCAACAUACAGGCUCAUUCGCCCCUCCCCAAAGUCCCCGAUAUGACCAACAUGGCCGCCAUCCUGGAGAACAAGCUGAGGACAGAGGAGAGCAGAGAAGAGAGCGCACAUGCUCGGGAAGAUCACCCGCCUCCUAUCACCCUCAUGCCACUCCCACUGGUCCCUGCUGGCUCCUCUGCAGGUAACCAUGGAGACCAGUCAGAGGCCAUAUACGCUAAUCCGACUGAUUGCAUCCGGCCUGUAACAAAACCCCCGCCUGUCAGAGCCACGUAUAUCGACCCUGCGAGCGUUCUUCCUCUCAAACCCCCAUGUGCCGCUCCGCAUCCCCCCCCUUGCGCAGACGACCCGGAUUCGGUCUACUCGGAGGUGUACGACAAGGUCGGCCAUCACCAGAACACAGACAACUUCCUCCAGAAAAAAGAAGAAACGAAGGUUUCAGCAGAGGGUGACGCGGUCUACGCCCAACCCGGCAGACGGAGCGAAGUGUCUCUGAAAAGCGAAGCCAAGGCCGACCCCUUCGCUCAUCUUUACGCUCAUGUCUGUAAGAAAGCACCGUCGUCUAGCCCCUCGUCAUCCAAUGACAGCACCCCCUCCUCCUCGUCUCCUAUCGCCAACAGGAGCACAACAAAAGCCUCGGAUUGUCCGCUUGAUGAUGUAAUCUAUGAAAACCUGGGCAUCAUUUAACUCUGGUGUUUAGAAAACAUCUGAAACCAUCAUUGACAUUCUUCAUAGUAAAAUUGUUUGAAAACUCGUGUUACCGCAGCUCAGGCGAUGUAGGCUGGACGUCGGAGGAACUGCCGGUUUUGAAAGGUCAGGGAUCAGAUGUUUGAGAAACUUCUUGCUUGCUUCCUAAAAUAUGAAUAUUUAAUCAUUAAGACAGGUAAAUAAAUAAACCUGCAUGAAUGUGAUUUAUGUUAAUGUAUCUGUUUAUCUGCAUUUUUAUAAGUUUAGCACGCCCGUGUUGCAAAUUCAUACUCUGACUGAUUUUUCCACAUAGAAAACUUCUCAUACACGAUUUUUACAUAUAAAACUGUAAACACGCUUGUUUGGUUACGAUGCACAAAUGUAUGCUGCAAAAAUGUCCCUGAGUCAUGUUACAUACGUGGGCCUUACUGUGUUUCUGUGUAAAUAUAGGAGCUAUGACAGGUAUCGCCAUCAUCUGUUACCGUAAGUGUUAUUGUGCUUUAUUCUAAUAUUGUGCUUUAAAUAAAACAAAUAUAUGACACUUUUGCUCCA
Messenger RNA from Maylandia zebra (zebra mbuna), 2058 nucleotides. RefSeq names its product docking protein 1a (gene dok1a). Gene Ontology annotation, cellular component: cytoplasm. Gene Ontology annotation, biological process: cell surface receptor protein tyrosine kinase signaling pathway; positive regulation of MAPK cascade; Ras protein signal transduction. NCBI's taxonomy places the organism in Eukaryota, Metazoa, Chordata, Actinopteri, Cichliformes, Cichlidae. The record is from RefSeq and is a predicted model, not a curated record.